This is a messenger RNA of Contarinia nasturtii (swede midge), 520 nucleotides long. RefSeq names its product beta-1,3-glucan-binding protein 1-like. The record is from RefSeq and is a predicted model, not a curated record. The coding region runs from base 217 to 447 and encodes 76 amino acids. The transcript is spliced from 3 exons. Lineage: Eukaryota; Metazoa; Arthropoda; Insecta; Diptera; Cecidomyiidae.
UGCUCUCAGCCUAUAAUACAUACAAACUUUGAAUUUUUUUAACAGAUUCACUUCGGCCAAGAGCAUUUUGGAAAUGAUUUUCAUACAUAUUCAAUAAUCUGGACGAAUUCAAGCAUUCGAUUUCUGGUUGAUGGUCUUGAAUAUGGAACCGACACUGGAGGUUAUAAACACUUACAAUCAAUUCCAAAUGCAAUUCAUUGGGAAAGCGGGAACCAAAUGGCACCGUUCGAUCAGGAAUUCCAUAUAUCUUUAGGCGUUGGUGUUGGUGGAAAUGCGGAUUUUGCUGAUGAUUCUAAAACAGGAAAUUCAAAAAUCCCAAAACCCUGGGAAAACACAUCACCCAAAGCGGAACUGAGCUUUUUCAUGCGUGUUGAUGAAUGGCAUUCGACAUGGACCCCCCGGGAGUCAGGAUUGAUCGUUGAUUAUGUUAAAGUUUAUUCCGUUUAAAAUGUCUGUUUUUUUAAUAAAAAAAUAAAAAUUAUACAUAGUUUAAAAAAGUCCAAUUAUCAUUAAAAGUCAU